Messenger RNA from Anguilla rostrata (American eel), 2691 nucleotides. Its product is annotated as nucleobindin-2-like. The transcript has 13 exons. NCBI's taxonomy places the organism in Eukaryota, Metazoa, Chordata, Actinopteri, Anguilliformes, Anguillidae. The record is from RefSeq and is a predicted model, not a curated record. The coding region runs from base 157 to 1458 and encodes 433 amino acids. Gene Ontology annotation, cellular component: endoplasmic reticulum-Golgi intermediate compartment; extracellular exosome. Gene Ontology annotation, molecular function: calcium ion binding.
UCGCGGUCAAAAGUGGGCGUGUUCAAUGUUAGUUUUAAAUGUUGUAUUCAAGUAGGAGGACGCUGGGUUGAUCGGAAAUCUCAAAACAAACUGAAGAAGCCAACGUUACAAUCUCGUCAUAUUAGCUACACAAGGAAGCUGAAACUAUCUAAGAAGAUGUUUCAGAGUAAGAACAUCUACCACUACUUAUUGUUGGCGAGCCAGCUGAUCUGUUCAUCCGCGGUACCCCUGAGCGUGGACAAGACGAAAAUGAAGCCCCCAGAAGAGAAACCUUCGGACACAGGGCUACACUACGACCGAUACCUCAGGGAAGUGAUCGAUUUCCUGGAAAAAGACCCGCAUUUCAAAGAAAAGCUCCACAACACAGACAUUGAGGACAUCAAGCAAGGGAAGUUGGCCAAGGAGCUGGACUUUGUGAGCCAUCAUGUAAGGACCAAACUGGAUGAGCUGAAGAGGCAGGAAGUUAGCCGUUUAAGAGUGCUGAUCCGAGCCAAACAAGAAAUUGAGGGGGCGAAUGGCAAGGUAGUGGAUCACCAGGCUAUGCUGAGACAGUUCCAGUACCUAAACCACAGGAACCCACACACUUUUGAGGUUGAGGACCUGGACCGGCUCAUUCAAUCGGCAACAAAUGACCUGGAGAACUAUGACCAGAGGCGCCACGAAGAGUUCAAGCGCUACGAGAUGAUGAAGGAGCACGAGCGGAGGGAGAUGCUGAAGACACUGGAUGAGGAGAGGAGGAGGAGGGAGGAGGAACACUAUGAGGAGAUGAAGAAGAAGCAUGCCGACCACCCUAAAAUCAACCACCCGGGCAGUCAGGACCAAUUUAAGGAGGUCUGGGAGGAGGCUGACGGUCUGGACCCCGAGGACUUUGACCCCAAGACAUUUUUUAGUCUGCAUGACACAAAUGGAGAUGGCUUCUUGGACGAGCAGGAGCUGGAGGCACUAUUCACUAAGGAGCUUGAGAAGAUCUACGACCCCUCCAAUGUGGAAGAUGAUAUGGUGGAGAUGGAGGAGGAGAGACUGCGCAUGAGGGAGCACGUUAUGAACGAGGUCGACACAAACAAGGACCGGCUGGUCUCCCGGGAGGAGUUCAUGGUCGCUACGAGAAAGAAGGAAUUUCUUGAGCCAGACAGUUGGGAGACACUGGAACAGAACCAGGCCUUCACUGAGGAAGAGCUGAGGGAAUUUGAGGAGCACCUGGCCAAAGAGGAGGAGGACCUGCAGCAGAGAACCCUGGAUCUGCGGCAGCAGCAGGAGGAGCUGGAGAGACAGCAGCAGCAGCUGAAUGCCCAGAAACAGGAACUCCAGCAGGCUGUUGAGCACAUGGCAAGUUUAAAACUUCAAACUGCAGACCCUCCUGCACAGGAUAAAGAUGGAGACACAGCCGCUGGAGCCCCACCCGCCAACUCCCAGCUUCUGGUCCAGGGCGUCCAUCCGGAAACGCCAGCACACUUAUAACCUGCCCUGUGUGUGUGUGUGUGUGAGCGUGUGUGUAUGUGUGUGUGAGAGAUUUUGCAUGUUCUGUGUACAGCUCAGACAGUGUAUGCACUUACACAGACUAACAAUCUGUGUGGAUUUACAGAUUGUCCGGUGUUUGUCCACUAAAACACUUACCUUUACAGCAAAGAUGCAUCUCGGUACAGACUAUAAAAUAUGAAAUCAUUUUGUUAUUCAGUGUUAUUGGGGACUUUGAAUAUUCAUGGUGACAUUAUCUAAAUCUACUGUAAAUGAGCCAGAAUGUUUAAGACUGCUCUACAGAGCAUGGCAAAGUUCAUUUAUGUACUGUGGAUUGUACGUGACAUUUCUGCUCUGAUGCAUAGUUUAUAUUUUAUAUUAACAAAUUCAAAGACCACUAUCUCUGAACAAAGAAUACUUAUCCUUGUGAAGACGGGUGUACUGUGAAAGUUUUUCAAAUUUAAAAUGAACCUACAAGUGCACUGCAAGACCAAUUUAACCCUACAGGUUUGGUUCAUUUAAAUUCUGAUUUCUAGAAUUAAAUUCACUUCAGUAAGGAACUAUCUAGUUACUUCUGCUUUAAAUUUUCCUCCGGAUUUCCAGAAUUCCCCUGUAGGUCUCAUACCCUUUAUGCACUGAUGAGGUCGGCUUAAUGAGGAUAAGAGAGAAGUGAGUCCAAUUGAAUUGGUGCAAUUCUUGCAUGGCGUCAAACGAGAAACCAAUCCUGAGUACAAAGCAUUGCCAAUAAAAAUUUCACAGUAGCCUGGCCUCUGUCCUGAGCUCAACUAAAGGGGGGAGAAAGAUGCUCAAGGAGGGGUGGAUAGCUGCAAGAACACUUGGGGGGAGGAGGGGGACACUGGCCUUACAAGAAAGUAUUUAGGUACUACACACCACUUCUGAUGUUUGAAACGUAAUGGCCCUUUGUGCUUGCCUGUAUAGCACCAGCUCCCUUCAGAAGCUCAGAACAAAACUCAUGGGUGUGAACAAAUUCCUGUGUGUAUGAACACAACAGGCAUAUAUUCUCUACCUCUUUCAACCUGUUUUUUUUUCCGCUUUAAGGAAGAAUUUUCAUCUGUCGGCACUGCUGGGAGUAGAUGCUAUCAGCUGAAAGUGAAUGUCUCCUCACAGUUGAAUGUACCGUACUGGAAAUCACCAGCACAGCUUUUACCAAAGCCAGGGCUCUGUAUUGUUCUCAUCUGUAUGAUUUACAAAAAAUAAACACAGCUGUACUUUUGA